CAAAUGAGCAGGGCGUGGCGCCCAAUCAGGGCCCGGCUGGGGGCGUGGCCUGGGCUUGGCCCCUCCCCUGGAGAUAAAGACAGGGGGACUUCAGCGCUGGGCUCACUCGCCUCGCCCUUCCUGAAAACUUCUCUCCUUCUUCUGAUCGGACUGCACCUCGUCUCCGUCCUCUCCCUCCGGCCAUGGCCCAUCCCAAGCCCCUGGACAUCGCCCUUUGCCACUUGGUGACCAUCUUCCACGACUAUGCUGACAAAGACGGGGACAAGAAAACGCUCAGCAAGAAGGAGCUGAAGGAGCUCAUCCUCAAGGAGCUCUCCAUCGGAGCGAAGCUACAGGAUGCCGAGAUCCAGGGCCUGAUAACCGACUUGGACCAGAACAAGGACGGCGUGGUCUCCUUCAAGGAGUACAUGACCUUCCUGGGGGCGCUGGCCAUGAUCUACGACGAGGCGCUGACACGUUGAAGGGGCGGAGCCAGAGGGGAGAGGCCUCGCCCCCUAGGUGUGAGCUGUCAAUAAAAGCCUUGCCAAGA
This is a messenger RNA of Anolis carolinensis (green anole), 529 nucleotides long. RefSeq names its product S100 calcium binding protein A6 (gene s100a6). Bases 183 to 461 code for a protein of 92 amino acids. Lineage: Eukaryota; Metazoa; Chordata; Lepidosauria; Squamata; Anolidae. The transcript is spliced from 3 exons. Gene Ontology annotation, molecular function: calcium-dependent protein binding; S100 protein binding; calcium ion binding. The record is from RefSeq and is a predicted model, not a curated record. Gene Ontology annotation, cellular component: perinuclear region of cytoplasm; nucleus.